AGAGCGAUUGGGACACCUCAAGCUUGUUUUUCCCUCACACCUGGAAAUUGGCGGGAGGGGUGUGGGCGGGGCGUCGUCUUUAUCAGCAUCAUGGCGUUCAGCAAUUACAGCAGCCUUCAGCGUGCUCAACUGACCUUCGAGUAUCUGCACACCAACUCAACCACACAUGAAUUCUUAUUUGGGGCUCUUGCUGAGCUCGUAGAUAAUGCCAGAGAUGCUGAUGCCACAAGAAUAGAUAUCUUUCCUGUACAUCAAGAGAACUUGAGAGGUGGCUUCAUGCUGUGUUUUUUGGAUGACGGAGCAGGAAUGGACUCAAAUGAUGCUGCAAGUGUGAUUCAGUUUGGUAAAUCUGCUAAACGGUCACCAGAAUCUACUCAGAUCGGACAGUAUGGGAAUGGCUUGAAAUCGGGUUCCAUGCGUAUUGGCAAGGAUUUUAUCCUCUUCACGAAGAAGGAGAACAGUCUCACUUGUCUCUUCUUGUCUCGCACAUUUCAUGAGGAAGAAGGAAUUGAUGAGGUAAUUGUUCCACUGCCCACCUGGAAUGCUCAUACUGGGGAACCCUGGACAGACAACAUGGAGAAAUUCUCCAUUGAGACUGAACUAAUUUACAAGUAUUCUCCCUUUAAAUCAGAGCAGGAAAUAAUGGAACAGUUUAACAAGAUCUCUGGGGACAAAGGAACUCUGGUGAUAAUCUUCAACCUCAAACUGAUGGAUAAUGGUGAACCUGAGCUGGAUGUGACCUCAGAUCCCCGAGACAUCCAGAUGGCUGAAACACCACCUGAGGGAACGAAGCCAGAACGUCGUUCCUUCCGUGCUUAUGCUGCUGUGCUCUACAUUGAUCCCAGAAUGAGAAUAUUUAUCCAUGGACACAAAGUGCAAACUAAGCGUCUUUCCUGCUGCUUAUUCAAGCCUAGGAUGUACAAAUAUACUUCCAAGCGGUUCAAGACCAGAGCGGAGCAGGAAGUGAAGAAAACAGAGCAUCUGGCUCGGAUUGCUGAAGAAAAGGCUCGGGAAGCUGAGAGCAAAGCCCGUGCUUUGGAGCUACGCUUGGGAGGGGACCUCACUAGGGAAUCCAGGGUCAUGCUGCGCCAAGCCCAGGACGUGGCGAUAACCAUGCGUAGAGAGGCAGAUGUUAAGAAGAUGAUCAGGGAGGCAAAGCAGCGAGCCCUCAAGGAGCCAAAGGAGCUGAACUUCAUCUUUGGCGUGAACAUUGAGCAGCGGCAUUUGGAUGGGAUGUUUAUCUAUAACUGCAGCCGACUGAUUAAGAUGUAUGAGAAGGUGGGCCCGCAGCUGGAGGGUGGCAUGGCAUGCGGUGGUGUUGUUGGAGUAGUUGAUGUCCCCUACCUGGUUUUGGAGCCGACACAUAACAAGCAGGACUUUGCCGAUGCCAAGGAGUAUCGGCACUUACUAAAGGCAAUGGGAGAACAUUUGGCACAGUACUGGAAGGAUGUUGAGAUUGCUCAGAAAGGUAUAAGCAAGUUCUGGGAUGACUUUGGCUAUUUAUCUGCUAACUGGAACCAGCCUCCAUCAAAUGAAUUGCGUUACAAGCGGCGGAGAGCCAUGGAGAUCCCCACCACCAUUCAGUGCGACUUGUGUCUGAAAUGGCGGACCCUCCCCUUCCAGCUCAGCUCUGUGGAGCAGGAAAACCCAGACACCUGGGUUUGUGCCAUGAACCCCAGCCCUGAUCAGGACAGGUGUGAAACUCCUGAACUGAAGCAGAAGGUUCCCCUGUGUGUGCUGCGGAAAGAGAAGUCUCAGGAGGAAAAGCAGAAAGAGCUGUCAGAGAAAAUUCGCCAGCAGCAAGAGAAGCUGGAGGCGCUGCAGAAAACGACUCCAAUACGUUCCCAAGCUGACCUGCGGAAACUGCCCUUGGAAGUCACCACCCGUCCAGCACUAGAGAAUUCAGACCCGCUGAGCAGGCCACAGCGGCCACGCUCUCCCCCUCUGCCAGAUGUGCUUCGAAAUGCUCCCAGCAAGCCUCCUGCCCCACUGACCACUUCCAGGUCCACUGGCCAGCAAAAUAAGGGGCCCCCACCUCGGCCAGCCUUCAGCAGCUCUAAGCUACAGAGUUCGGUCUCCAGGGAAGAAGCCAGGCUUUCCAAGACGCAGGAUCACGUGGUGGUGACACCUGGGAGGUCCACAUCCACCUCUGUCAGGCCUGCCUCCAAGCCUGCAGCAAGUGGCAGGGUGCCCCCUGCGCCUCUUCAGAACUCCAAGAGCCACCACAGAGCCCCCAGCCCAAGACCUGCAAAGGGACAGCUGUCGCUGAAGAAAUCAGCUGUUGUGAAGCACCCCCAGGCUUCAGGUUCCCAGAAGAGAAGCAUUAGCUCAAUAGAGGAUGAAUUGGAAGAGGAAAUUGGGCCAAGAAAAGAGAAGAGGAAGCAUGGGCGACACGUGAUGGUGAAAGAAGAGAAGAAAGACGCCAACGAGGUGGAGGUGGAACUCACAGACAGCGGAGGGGAAGAAGAAUUGGCAGAACUGAAGAGGGCACAGAAAGAUAAAGGACUCCACGUGGAAGUCCGAGUGAACAAGGAGUGGUUCACGGGCCGAGUUACAGCUGUGGAGGUGGGCAAGAAAGGUGUCCGCUGGAAAGUGAAGUUUGACUAUGUCCCGACAGAUACCACCCCAAGAGAUCGCUGGGUCGAGAGAAGCAGCGAGGAUCUUCGACUCAUGAAGCCUCCCUCACCAGAACUGCAAACUCCAGACACUCGAAAGCAACAGAAGGAAGACCUUGUGCCCAAGCCCUCUACCUCGGAGUGCGUCCUGUCUGAGCCGGACACCACCGCUUCCAGCAACAGCCAUGAGACUGUAGACUUACUAGCUCAAUCUCUCCGGAAUUGCUUGCGGUACUUCUUGCCCCCAAAUUUCCCCAUCUCCAAGAAUGACCUGAGUGCCAUGAAUUCAGAAGAGUUGGCAGCUUUCCCUCUGAAAGAAUAUUUCGAGCAGUACGAGAAGGGGCUGAAAAACUUAUGCAACUCCUACCAGACUCAAGCUAACGCCCAGGCCAAAGCCUCUGAGGAGAAGCUUCACAUCCAAGAACAGAAGCUCAUGGAGACAAAAGAGAAACUCCAGAAGCUAAGGACUAACAUAGUAGCACUGCUCCAAAAAGUCCAAGAGGACAUUGAUUUCAAUACAGAUGAUGAACUGGAUGCAUACAUUGAGGACUUGAUCACGAGGGGAGACUGACCAGCCAAUCAGAUUCCAACACCCGUGUGAAGUCGGUUGCCCGGGAAAUCCCAGAGUGAUGUGUAGAGAAGUGUGGCCGAGGACAUUAGACACUGUAUUGUAUUAGUGUGCAUUGGAGUACGACUUGUUCUUAAGCCCUUUUUUUAAAAAAACAUAUGUAACAGAAGUG
Messenger RNA from Lacerta agilis (Sand lizard), 3355 nucleotides. It is a transcript of the gene MORC2, whose product is annotated as MORC family CW-type zinc finger 2. The record is from RefSeq and is a predicted model, not a curated record. The coding region runs from base 91 to 3186 and encodes 1031 amino acids. Lineage: Eukaryota; Metazoa; Chordata; Lepidosauria; Squamata; Lacertidae. Gene Ontology annotation, molecular function: zinc ion binding. Gene Ontology annotation, cellular component: nucleus. The transcript is spliced from 26 exons.